This is a messenger RNA of Condylura cristata (star-nosed mole), 1168 nucleotides long. RefSeq names its product gap junction protein, alpha 5, 40kDa (gene GJA5). The coding region runs from base 21 to 1094 and encodes 357 amino acids. The record is from RefSeq and is a predicted model, not a curated record. Lineage: Eukaryota; Metazoa; Chordata; Mammalia; Eulipotyphla; Talpidae. Gene Ontology annotation, biological process: cell communication. The transcript has a single exon. Gene Ontology annotation, cellular component: connexin complex.
UCCGUCCUCCGCGGGCCGCCAUGGGCGACUGGAGCUUCCUGGGCGAGUUCCUGGAGGAGGUGCACAAGCACUCCACGGUCAUCGGCAAGGUCUGGCUCACGGUGCUCUUCAUCUUCCGGAUGCUGGUGCUGGGCACGGCGGCCGAGUCCUCCUGGGGUGACGAGCAGGCCGACUUCCAGUGCGACACGAUCCAGCCGGGCUGCGAGAACGUGUGCUACGACCAGGCCUUCCCCAUCUCGCACAUCCGCUUCUGGGUGCUGCAGAUCAUCUUCGUGUCCACGCCGUCGCUGCUGUACAUGGGCCACGCCAUGCACACGGUGCGCGUGCAGGAGAAGCGCCGUCUGCGCGAGGCCGAGCGCGCCCGGGACGUGCGCGCCGCGGGCUACGAGUACCCGGCAGCCGAGAAGCCGGAGCUCAGCUGCUGGGAGGAGGUGAACGGCAGGAUCGUCCUGCAGGGCACGCUGCUCAACACCUACGUCUGCAGCAUCCUCAUCCGCACCACCAUGGAGGUGGCCUUCAUCGUGGGCCAGUACCUGCUCUACGGCAUCUUCCUGGACACCCUGCACGUGUGCCGCCGCAGCCCCUGCCCGCACCCCGUCAACUGCUACGUGUCGCGCCCCACGGAGAAGAACGUGUUCAUCGUGUUCAUGCUGGCCGUGGCCGGCCUGUCCCUCUUCCUCAGCCUGGCCGAGCUCUACCACCUGGGCUGGAAGAGGGUCAGGCAGCGCUUCGUCAAGCGCCCCCAGAGCCUGGCCGAGUGCCCGCUCCCGGGGCCCGCGGCCCGCCUGGGCCAGGGCUGCACGCCGCCCCCCGACUUCAGUCAGUGCCUGGACCACGGCCCCGCGGGCAAGUUCUUCAACCCCUUCAGUAACAAGAUGGCGUCCCAGCAGAACACGCACAACCUGGCCACCGAGCAAGUGAGAGGCCAGGAGCAGGCCCCCGGGGACGGCUUCAUUCACGUCCGCUACGCCCAGAAGCCCGAGGUGCCCAACGGGGGCGCCCCAGACCACCGCCCGCCCCAGGGCUUCGGCGGAGACAAGCGCCGCCUCAGCAAGGCCAGCAGCAAGGCGCGGUCUGACGACCUGUCGGUGUGAGCCCGCGGGGCGGCGGCCGCGGUCCCUGCGGGCCCGCGGGCUCCUGCUCAUGGCCGCUCUCCCGUGGACCCCGU